AUGAAAAUUGCAGUCAACUCACAAAACAACCUUGGAAGAGUUUGGCCUAAACCGAAUCGUCACCGAGACGCUGUCCCCACCGCCUUCACGAUCACUGCCACCUCAGUAGCCAAAGCCGCCACCUCCGUAGCCAACGCCGCCAUAUCCUCUGCGGCUGUAACCUCCGUUACCCUUACCACCGCCUUUGAUCGCGUCCCUCAUGGCCUUCUCGUUGUUGAAGGUGACGAAGCCGAAGCCCCUGAACCUCUCGGUCUCACGGUCGUUGAUGAUAUUCGAUUCGAUGACCUCACCGAAUGGAGAAAAGGCCUCCGCAACGCAUCAUUGUUGGUGGAGGAAAGAGUCGGCCUCAUGGAUCAGGACCCGAGUCCACCUCCUGAGUUGUAA
Molecule: messenger RNA, 384 nt
Organism: Prunus armeniaca (apricot)
Lineage: Eukaryota; Viridiplantae; Streptophyta; Magnoliopsida; Rosales; Rosaceae
Source: the annotation of a GenBank genome assembly